AUGUGCCAUCUGCCAGUGGGAGUUGAGCACCAAGCUUACUGGGCAAUCAAGGAAAUGAAUAUGAAUACCGAGUCUGGAGCCGCAGAAAGGAGGAUGCAGUUACAGGAGCUGGAAGAACUUCGUCUGGACGCCUAUGACUCUGCCAUGUGUCCAUUUCUAGUACAAUCAAAUUCAGAUGAUCCAAGAAACCACAGCAUUUCCCAAAGAAUUGUAAUGCCUGAAUCCAUUUCCAAUCAUGGAAUCCAUUCGAAGGCUGCAGAUUUUCUUGUCUUCAACACCUACAUAUGGUGGAUGAACAAUCAAACCAUCAAAAUCAUACUGGGAUCGUUUGACCAAGAAUCAGCAGAUUAUGAGGAGGUACAACGGUGUACAGCAUAUGAAAGAGUCAUGACAACAUGGGCUGAUUGGCUAAUGCACAACGUUAAUCACACUCGAACCGCAUCUUACUUCAUCACCAUGUCUCCAGUUCACUGGCAGAGCUCUAACCGGAACAACCCUGAUGGGGCAGUCUGUGCUCGUGAAACGACACCAAUCAUGAACACAACAAUGGAGCUAGACAUGGGGAUAGACAGGCGGCUACUUGACAAUCAAGAAGAAGGGAUCCCAGUGGAUCUGAUCGAUAUCACGACACUUUCAGAGUAUAGAAAGGAUGCUCAUACCUUAGUAUACACCCUUCGUCAAGGUAAACUUUUGCUACCAGAACAGAAGGCUAAUCCUGCUACAUUUGCUGAUUGUCUGCAUUGGUGUCUUUCUGGUGUUCCUGAUGCGUGGAACGAGCUGCUCUACACACACAUAAUAUCCAGAUCCUGA
Molecule: messenger RNA, 810 nt
Organism: Salvia splendens (bonfire salvia)
Lineage: Eukaryota; Viridiplantae; Streptophyta; Magnoliopsida; Lamiales; Lamiaceae
Product: protein ESKIMO 1
Exons: 4
Coding region: 1-810 (269 amino acids)
Cellular component (GO): Golgi apparatus
Molecular function (GO): O-acetyltransferase activity
Source: RefSeq, a predicted model, not a curated record